AUGCUACUUAGUGCAGUUGGAAAGGAUGGAAACAAUCACAUGUACCCGAUAGCAUGGGUAUUUGUCGAGUCUGAGAACGGGAGCUCGUGGACAUGGUUUAUUCAAACAUUGCAAGAAAAGCGGCACCUUGUAGAUGGCAAUGGUUGGGCUAUUGUUUCCGACCAACAAACGGGUUUGCUCGAUGCCAUCCAUGAGUGCUUGCCGCAUGCAGAGCAUAGGACGUGUGCUUGCCACGUACAUGCACACUUUAAAGCAAAGCACAAAUUUGAUAUGGCUGCCAUGUUGUAUUGGGAAGCAGUCUACUCCACCAACGAGGCUGAUUGGAAAGCUGCCACUGCCAAGAUGAAGGAACUUGGAGGGACUGUGUAUGAGGACUUUAUGGCCAUGGAACCAGAGAGUUCCGAGUUCUUAGGAUGUUUGAUGCUAGAGGGAAUCAGGGUGGCUGUGAUGACUCGUUUGGUGAGCAACAAAAGGAAGAUGGGUCACUGUAGAGGGACAUUUAGUCCAGUUGUGAAGAGUAAGCUUGAAAAGCAUAAGGAUGAAGCUAGGCUGUGUACUAGUCGGCCAUCUUCAGCUCACAAACAUGAGGUGCACAUACAUGGGAAAGGGUAUGUUGUUGAUUUGCAGACUGCUACCUGCACAUGUGGAUAUUGGGGACUUUAUGGCAUUCCUUGCUGCCACGCUGCUUCAGCCAUUCGUUCUAUGAUAUUUCAUCCUGAGGCGUAUGUGCAUCGGUACUUUGAAAUGGAUUAUGUGAAAAAUUCAUACAAGUAUCCAAUUCCAGCUUCAGAAGGACCUCAAGCUUGGCUACCAGUGGAAGGGCAUCACAAUAUAGUCCAUUGCACGAGGUGUGGGGGUGAAGGACAUAACAAGAGGAGUUGCACAAAUCCACCGGCACAACAACCAGCUCCCCCGGCUCGUAAAAGGAAGAAACGAGGGGAAAAUAAGGGAGGAGGUGCUGCCCCACAGAAUGCAGCGUCUGCAGCUGACAAUUGGAAAGUUAGAAGAAGGCCUCAUUGUUCUAGAUGUGGGGCAACUAAUCAAAACUCGUGGACUUGUCCGUUGAGGGUUGGAGUUCAGAUUGAAAGCAUGGGCACUUGUAGCAGGCAACAAAUGGAACGGGAAGUGAGGAGGGCAGCACAAGGAAUCAACGUUUACAUUGAUCCUACUUCUGGAAACAUGUAUUCUCGGAUGAGUACUAGAGGCCCACAACAAGGAGGUAGGAGGGAACCAAACGAACCAGAUCAACCACCCAUGAACAGUACUCAACCUCCAUCGACUCAACCCGAGACACAGUAA
Messenger RNA from Linum trigynum, 1299 nucleotides. The record is from the annotation of a GenBank genome assembly. Lineage: Eukaryota; Viridiplantae; Streptophyta; Magnoliopsida; Malpighiales; Linaceae.